Oncorhynchus nerka (sockeye salmon) is the source of this 4923-nucleotide messenger RNA. Its product is annotated as target of Nesh-SH3-like. The record is from RefSeq and is a predicted model, not a curated record. Lineage: Eukaryota; Metazoa; Chordata; Actinopteri; Salmoniformes; Salmonidae. Gene Ontology annotation, biological process: positive regulation of cell-substrate adhesion; extracellular matrix organization. Gene Ontology annotation, molecular function: protein binding.
GGUUGUGACAUCACCAGUCCCCUCCCACCCCUCUCCUAUCCUGCUAGUAUAGAUGCUUCGUGGUCCGGUGGUCCUCUCUACUCCACAGUGUUUCCACGGAGCGCUGCACAAGUCCUAAAUUGAGUUGCUACCUUAGUGAAGUUGUCCAGCAUCCCUGACCAGAGAGCUCUAUAGCAGGCACCAUGCUCCUCAGAGUCUCUCUCCUGCUCCUCUCCGGAUCCAUUCUCCUCAACUGCAUCCCUGCACAGAGGAUUAGAGUGAGAAGACAGAACAUGAAGGUUCGCAUCAACGCUACGGGCGACACCAUCGUGAUGAAGUUUGUCCGUCCCAACCCUGACACCAAGCUGGAGGGCUACAUCCUGGGCUACGGCAGCAGCAUGUUCUCUAAACAGUUCAUCCAGCUGCCUGAGAAUGGAGAGCCCUACGAGACUGAGAUAGACGCUGAACCCAAGUAUCUUGUUGCUGUCCAGCCAAUCCCGAGCAACGACGUAAAGAAACAAUGCACAGGAAAGGUCAACCUGGAGAAGCCACUCCACCUGGUUAUUGGCUCCGUCACCCCAACCUCUGUGCUGCUGUCCUGGGGAACCUUCCUGAAGACGCCCUACGAAGCAGGCAACAUCAUGAACGACUGUUUGGAAGACGGACACUACACUGUCCGCUACAGGGAGAGGAACAGGAAGUGGAUCUACCAGACCUGCCCCACCAGCGACACUGUGGUUGACAACCUGAAGCCCGACACCCCAUAUGAGUUUGGGGUCCGCUCCAACAAAGACGAACGCAGCGGAAUCUGGAGCAAGCCUGUCAUUCACAAAACCAACAUGGGCGCAGGGUUGGAUAAAAGCGUCCAGAAACCCUACAAGCACCGGACCCCUAUUGUGAAGCCAAUGAAACCACCCAUGUCCCGUGCACUUUUCCCACCUCGUCCAGCUAUUCACAAUAAGACUCAGCCUAGACUCCCUCUGACCAAAAACCAAGGUUUCCCGGGAGCUCCCAAGACAUCUUUUGCACCACCAGAGAGACACCUGGAAGCUAGACCUGACCCCCGCUCCAAUGAGCCUCAAUGGCCACAGUUCCCACUGGACGGAGGAAACAGUAUUAGAAAUGCUUCCUCUCAUCUCGUGGACCUCCCUCCUGCCCCCCAACUCCUGCCCACCAAAACCCCCAGUACCUCCUCUGCCACCCCUGUCCUUAACAACCCCUCUCCACCCGGUGAAAAGCAACAGGGAAAGACCCAACCCAGGGGACCUACUAGCGCCACAGUGAAGCCACAUAACCCUUCCUCUGCUCUCAGCGAAUCACAGAAAGGAGCAGCACUGCUAACCCCCACCCUGGGCAGUGAGAAAGCCAAUAAUAACAACUUGGGUCAAGGCAGCCAGAGAAAUUUGAAACCCCAUGGCCCGGCCAUCAUACUGAUAGCCAGGACCAUGAAGUCUCCUGCUGCCACAAACCCUCUCUUUCCCUUCACUGAUGGCUCAAGACAAGAUACCCCAUCCUCCUCCUCCUCUUCUUCCUCAUCCUCCUCCUCAUCCCUUCUUCACAGGUCUAAUAACUCAUCACAGACCUCCGGAACACCAAGGGGUCAAGGCAGCCAGAGAAAUUUGAAACCCCAUGGCCCGGCCAUCAUACUGAUAGCCAGGACCAUGAAGUCUCCUGCUGCCACAAACCCUCUCUUUCCCUUCACUGAUGGCUCAAGACAAGAUACCCCAUCCUCCUCCUCCUCUUCUUCCUCAUCCUCCUCCUCAUCCCUUCUUCACAGGUCUAAUAACUCAUCACAGACCUCCGGAACACCAAGGGGUCAAGGCAGCCAGAGAAAUUUGAAACCCCAUGGCCCGGCCAUCACACUGAUAGGCAGGACCAUGAAGUCUCCUGCUGCCACAAACCCUCUCUUUCCCUUCACUGAUGGCUCAAGACAAGAUUCCCCUUCCUCUUCCUCAUCCCUUCUUCGUAGGGCUAAUAACUCAUCACAGACCUCCAGGACACCAGGGGCCAAUGGUAAGCAUCACAAAGGAACCGGCCUCCCCAAACCAGUCGUUUGGAACAGACUGAGAAUGGCAAACACAAACAACUCGCUGUUGGAGGACAUAAACCCUGAUGUUUUGGGCCGUUCAGGCUUCUCUUCCAUUGAGGACCAGUUCUAUGGAUCUCGUCCGUCCAUUCCUGUCAACAAAAAGACCAACCUGGUUGGCAAACCUGGUGAUAUGAACAAGCUGAAUGUCUUGAAGCAAACAGACAAGGCCUCCAUUUUGAAGAAGUUUCCAUCAGUGACGACUAAACCUGCCAAGCAAGACCGCAGACACACAACAACGACUGCACCAUCAGCCAACGACAUCUGGUUUGAAACCUGGGAGAACUCCUCAUUAUUCAGCUCCCUACCAGCCUCUGACGUGGACGCAUUGGGAAAGAAACGUUUCGUUGCACCCCAUGUAGUCUACAAGACGGACAAGAAACCAGACGAGCCUUGUUCCAUCACCACCUCUCUCAGCUACUUCCCAGAGGAGGAGGGCGGGGAGACAAACGUGACAGCCCCGCCCAAGUCUCCGCCCUACAACCUCACCGUGGUAACGGUGGAGGGAUGCCCCUCCUUCAUCAUUCUAGACUGGGAAAAGACAGACAACGACACCACAGAAUAUGAGGUCAUCUCCACGACGAAGGGACCAGAUGGUACUCAGGUCUCCAUCCUGACCACCAACCAGACUCACACUGCAGUAGAGAACCUCAACCCCGAGAGCAGCUACGAGUUCAAGGUGAAACCCAAGAACGAGCUUGGAGAGGGGCCACCCAGUGAGCCUGUGUCCUUCAACACUGAAUCAGCGGACCCACGUGUGAGUGAGAAUGUCUCAGGAAAAGAUGCCAUCUGGACCCAGUUCCCCUUCAAGACAGACUCAUACUCGGAGUGCAAUGGCAAGCAGUACGUAAAAAGGACCUGGUACCGCAAGUUUGUGGGCAUCCAGCUCUGCAACUCCCUCCGAUACAAGAUAUAUCUGAGUGAUUCUCUCAACGGUAAAUUUUACAACAUUGGGGACCAGACUGGCCAUGGUGAGGACCACUGUCAGUUUGUAGACUCGUUCCUGGAUGGAAGGACAGGAAACCAAGUCAGGGCUGACCAGCUGCCAGCAAGAGAAGGGUAUUACAGGGCUAUGAGACAAGAGCCGGUCAACUUUGGUCAGAUAGGAGGGAACUCUCACGUCACCUACGUGUCAUGGUAUGAGUGUGGAACGGCCAUUCCUGGCAAAUGGUAGGACCCCCCCCAAAGCUGUCUGUGGAGAAGCCCGAAGGAUAUACAGUACAUAUCAAACCGUCUGGGAAGGUGGCAGGAGGGGUCCUUCUACACAUCCAAUCAGUCUCUGGAUGCUACAUAUCGCCAUCCGGCCGUCUCCGAACCCCCAGCCAUGUAAAAACCUGUACAGGAUCUCCGGGUCAGGUUAAUAUAAUGUCCAUAUGUAAAAGCCUUAUCUUAUUUAUCAAACAUGACAAAAAGGCAAAGGGAUAAAAAGAACAUAGUAUGAGAUAGAUGGAGAAACUUCUAACUAACAGUGUGAGGUAACAAACAUACAGUAGGUAUCUUUUUUGUUUUAAUAAUGGGAAGCUGGCUCCCUGAAACUUAUUUUGAUAACGUGUAUAAUAUUAUUUAUCAAAGUGUUUGAUGCCAUGUUCCGAGUUCUAGGAAAUGGGUUAUAAUGCAACGCUUUUGCUGUACAGUACGAGUUGUAGAGUUUCAGACAACCUGCCGGAAUUUCAUGGUUUCAUUCAGUGACCGAUUCAUGGUGCAAGAAUUGUCCCAUAAUUUGGUCAGUCUUAGGGCUCUAUUCAAUCCGUAUCGCUGAAGCUCAGCAUUGCGGCACGAUUGAAAUUUAAAGGCAAUAUUCCUGAGUUAGCGGAGACUGCAUUCAUGGUAAACGCUGCAUAUGUCGGCUCAAUGGGAAAUGACCUUCACAUUUCCAUCACGCAAUCUGUAACGCUUCAGCCAAACAAAUUGAAUCCAGCCCUAGUUCAAUAUACACCUUCAGAGAAGAUAAUGCUGUAAAUAUUAACAUGAAGUCCACUCUCACACAUAUCCACAAACCAGUGGAGGCUGCUGAGGGGAGGACGGCUCAUAAUAAUGGCUGGAACGGAGUGAAUGGAAUGGCAUCCAAACACAUGGAAACCAUGUAUUUGCUGUAUUUGAAAACAUUCCACUAAUUCCCCUCCAGUCAUUACCACGAGCCCGUCCUCCCCAAUUAAAGUGCCACCAACCUCCUGUGCCAGUAGUUCAUUGUAUGAAUGUUGACCGAGCAAUGGCACAUGGCGAACCUGCAUCUUCCCCUCGCAGUCACCUAAAACCAAAAAGGAAAAUAAGCACACACGCAGAGGACGUCUCGUACCAAACCAAUAUUUCUCCUUCAUUAGCCCUGAUAUAUGGGGUGGCUGUGCAUGGGAGGUCUUUACACUUGUAAUUUGCACAGCAUAAAUGUAUUUAUAUGUAUAUGGAGAGAAAGUAUUUUUUUCAACUAACUUUUUCAAAAGACACGUCCCUUAAAGCGAACACUCAUACUUCACAGUGUUCCACUGGCAACAUUUUACAUCCUCUGAUACAACACGUUGUAUAUAUAUCAUGUUGGAAAAUAAGAGGGAUAUCUUAUCUUCUUAGUAGCCUUGAUAAAUGGUACAGAGAGGAGUCCUGUUGAAUGAUUUCUUAGUUUUGUACAAAAAUACACUUUUGGCUCAAUGCGCUUGCAGAUCAGUGUUUUCAUACUUAUUUUUUAUGGAAAAUGUUUGUCAUAUGGAACUGUACUCUUGUUUUUUUAAACAUACUUUCAUUUCUGUAUCUAUUUUCAAUAAUAAAAACAGAAGUUCUGUUACUUUUUAUUAAAAAAAAUAUGUCCUUGCCAUUUUUCACUUUGGGUAACUAGAGUGAUAGUGUUUUCCAGUUGAAGGAGCGUACAG